AAGCUGAUUCAAGUUCCCACUGCAAAUACAUUGCGAGCAGGGAGACAAUCAAGCACAGAAUGGCUAUUUUAUAACUGGGGUCUCUGACGUAUGGCUGAGUGUUUGCUGGCAGAGAUCUUUAUGGACCAGUAGGCAGAUCGCAACUGAAGCUGACAAGACUUUGUGCAUUUUGGAAAGGAGUGUAAUCUACUGUAGUGAGGAACAGAGCCACUCAAUCACUGCAGCGGUAAAUAAAGGACAGAAGUGAAGGAAGAAAGAAGGAAGAGAGAGGAAAGUCUUUGCUGGGGGUGGGGAGCGAAAGCAUUUUUGGUGGAUGGUAUAAAGCCAGCCAUGGAAACUGCAGCCGAGGAAAAUACAGAACAAAGCCAAGAGAAAAAAGGUUGCUUUGAAUGUUGCAUUAAGUGCCUGGGAGGAGUCCCAUAUGCUUCACUUGUGGCUACUAUUCUUUGCUUCUCUGGGGUAGCCUUGUUCUGCGGCUGCGGUCAUGUUGCUCUUGCUGGGACCAUCACUAUCCUCGAACAGCGCUUCUCCACAAAUGCCACUGAUCAUGCUUUGUUGUCUGAAGUAAUAAAGUUAAUGCAGUAUGUGAUCUAUGGCAUUGCAUCAUUUUUCUUCUUAUAUGGAAUCAUUCUGUUGGCGGAGGGAUUUUAUACAACAAGUGCUGUAAAGGAGCUGCAUGGUGAAUUCAAGACAACGAUAUGUGGCCGUUGCAUCAGUGGAAUGUUUGUUUUCCUCACCUAUGUCCUGGGGGUAGCCUGGCUUGGCGUCUUUGGCUUCUCUGCGGUCCCAGUCUUUAUGUUCUAUAACAUAUGGUCAACCUGUGAAGUCAUCAAAUCCCUCCCAGUGAAUAUGACAGCUUCAGCGGACCAGAUCUGUGUGGAUAUCAGGCAAUACGGGAUCAUCCCUUGGAAUGCAGUACCUGGCCGGGCAUGCGGGUCAGCCUUAGCGGACAUGUGCAACACACCUGAGUUUUACUUGUCUUAUCACCUGUUCAUUGUGGCCUGUGCUGGAGCUGGUGCGACUGUCAUAGCCCUGAUCCACUUCCUCAUGAUACUCUCCUCUAACUGGGCCUACUUAAAGGAUGCGAGCAAAAUGCAGGCUUACCAGGAUAUCAAAGCAAAAGAAGAACAGGAGCUCCAGGAUAUCCAGUCUCGGUCCAAAGAGCAACUCAAUUCUUACACAUAAAUGUUUGCCAGAGUCCUUUUUGGAAGAAUUCUGUAGCUCUGACAAAUCAACACGCAGCUGUUCUGCAGUACAGGUGUAUGUCCAAGCAAAUACCGAAGUGUAAAAACUUCAUAUUCAUGCUCCUGGGCCAUGUUCAUAGGGAAACCUUGCAGUGGAAAUCCUUCAUUCCUUUAGUACUGAGUUUGGAGUUGGGGGUGGGGGGGGAGAAUGGGGCAGGCUGAGUAACAUCCUCGUCCUAGGCCACUAAACACACACAUAUAACCAAGUCAGAUCUCUUUAUGGAUGCUCUUGGUAAUUACGAAAAAUUACUGAUAUGACAAAGACAUCUUUCCGAAUGGGGAUACUGCAGUAAGUAUUCAGCCCUGCAAGGACUAGAAGAUUUUAAAAGGCUGUACAUAAUUACACAGGUGUAACCAAGAUUCUAGUACUUAACUAGAUAAAAGUAUUCCUUUUAUUCUGAAUGCUGAUGGUUGUAUUUGUUUUCAGAAAGUUGUAAAUCAGCUUAUUCAGUCUCUCUCAAAAUCAAACUAGGUUCUGUGGUCUAAAUUGCAGAAAUGUAUUCUGAACCACUCUUUUUCCAGCAAUGCUAUAAUGAGCCACUGUUCUACUGCACUUACCUGACUAAGUUGGGUGCUGAAUGUCCCCAAGUUUUGCUAUUUUUUAAAGUGUUUGAUGGAAUGUAGACAGACCCCACAGAUCAGGAUAAUGAUUCCCCUUCUCUGAAAAUAAAUGUCAGCUUUGCCUUAAUGUUUAUUUUCUAUAAAUGUCUUAAGCAUUUAUAUAGCAGUGGGAGGUCAUUAUACUGUCUGUGUUUUAUCUAAGUGGAAAGUGUUACCUUGUUGAACUGACACUGAUUGAGCUGCUUAAAGUGAGAUAAUGUGUAGAUUUUAAAAAACAGAAACCCAUAGCCAUACCGAGCACUGCUCAACCACCCAUCUGAAUUUUGGUGCUCAACACAUUUAUAGACAGUGCUUAUUUGUUUUAUCUUACAAUAAGAAAAUGUGGUGUUCAGUAAAGUAUUGGGUGCCAUUUUAAACUUGUUUCCCACAGAAAUCUGCCUUCUAAUAUUUUUGGAAACAUUCAGUGCUAGCUUGAGUACCUGUGAUGGUAUAUUUUGGUGUGCUAUUUUUAAAAAAUUAUAUAAAUGUUGGAGAAAAUUAAAGUACAUCAGUGAGUUUUAAAUCAGUAAAAAGUCAAGUCCAUACAUCCAUGUUAAUGUGUGGUUUGAUUUGUUUUGAAUGUUUGAUGAAUAUUAAAAUGCUCCUGUAGGCCAUGCAGAAGUGUAUAAAAAUAAAAGGAAGCACACAUUUCUUUAGGAAAGUUAAACAAUAAAAUUAAUGUGGAAAAGAAAUUCAGGUAUUACCUUGCUUUUUUGUUACAUGCUUAAAUCAUUUUUUUUCUUUUUAAAGAGGCAAAAAUCCUUCAUAGAGCAGAUGAAGAAAUAGCUUAGUGUUUGUUUUUACCUGUUGCAUGAAGGAUACCAGUUUUUACAGCGAUGCAGGUGAUGUUCUUUCUAGUUCAGUGUUUGCAUAAAGGUAACAGACAGUGUCUUAAAGCCUAAUUCUUUUCUAAUUCUAUGUAGCUAUUACUGGGAGUUUUUGAAGUUUUGUUUAAGUAGUCUAAUAUUUUUUAUGUAAAGAGCAUUAAAUUUUGCUAUGUAUAAAUUUUUGUAACCUAACCGUGAAUCAAUAUUUUCUA
Molecule: messenger RNA, 2883 nt
Organism: Gekko japonicus
Lineage: Eukaryota; Metazoa; Chordata; Lepidosauria; Squamata; Gekkonidae
Gene: GPM6B
Product: glycoprotein M6B
Exons: 7
Coding region: 331-1185 (284 amino acids)
Biological process (GO): axon development; central nervous system myelination
Cellular component (GO): plasma membrane; myelin sheath
Molecular function (GO): structural constituent of myelin sheath
Source: RefSeq, a predicted model, not a curated record